Molecule: messenger RNA, 1140 nt
Organism: Closterium sp. Yama58-4
Lineage: Eukaryota; Viridiplantae; Streptophyta; Zygnematophyceae; Desmidiales; Closteriaceae
Source: the annotation of a GenBank genome assembly
AUGUACUGUAUUGGCACUAGGAUGAAGUUCGGAAAGAGGCUUAGAGAUCAGGAAGAGGGGACGUUGCCGGAGUGGAGAGGCAAGUUUCUUCGCUACAAGGAGCUGAAGAAGCGGCUUAAGACUAUCUCCGCUGAAUCGCCAGAACGCGAACUUGAGGGGGCAGAGCAGCCGCUAGAUUUGUGCGAUGAAUCUUCAGAUAUUGUCAGGCGUGCGCUCUUCUCCGGGUCGUCGGAAGACCCCUUUGUGCAGCUGCUGCUGUCGGAGCUGGAUCGAUUCAACGACUUUUUCGCUGAUAAGGAGGAGGAGUUUGUCAUUCGUAUGCACAACAUCAAACAGCGGAUAGCGAAUGAGGUUCCACAGAGAAGUUCUCCCGUCCAAGGAUUUGUGCUUGAUGCUGCCGAUAGUGCCGGGGUGAACAGCAUACGCCGUGCCAUUGUUGCGCUACACGGGGAAAUGGUGCUGCUGGAGAACUACAGCUCGCUCAACUAUAUGGGGCUCGUUAAAAUCGUCAAGAAGCACGACAAACGCACCAGUCACCCUUUGCGUCCGUUCUUGCGCACUGUGCUGCAGCAGCCGUUCUGUACGACGGAGCUGUUGUCGCAGUUGAUCAGCGAGUGCGAAGUGUUACUUCAUCAGCUGUUGCCUCCCAGCGAGCAAUCAUCAUGCAACCAUCCGGUAGUCACGCUUCACCAGGAUGUCCCAUCUGUUGCUUCUGAGGCACUGGAAGUGUCGCCUACCAGAGAGCCUGCCGCUGCAGAGUUUGAUUCUGACGACAACGACACAGUAGCCAUGGUGUACCGCAGUGCCUGUAGCGCCCUGCGCGCCCUGAUCGAGAUCCGCAGCAGCUCUAAGACCCCCCAUCCGAUCAUGCUGGCAGCAGCACAGCAGGGAGCGCUCUCGCCUGCAGUGCACUCCCCUACCGUCCCUGCGGAGCCUCUGCAACCCGAAGCCAGCCAAUCCAACCGUGGUGAUACUCAGGGUGGAGCAGAUGUGAUGGGCAGUGGGGGGGAGUCAAGCUGCAGUACUGAAAGGGGGAGUGCUCUGGUGAUGGUUGAGAAGUCUGCUGGCGUGCAUUGCGGGUUAGAGAGGGAGCUGGAUGCGGGAAGCACGGAGCAGGCACUUACUGUUGGCCAAUCCUAA